Molecule: messenger RNA, 1061 nt
Organism: Strongylus vulgaris
Lineage: Eukaryota; Metazoa; Nematoda; Chromadorea; Rhabditida; Strongylidae
Source: the annotation of a GenBank genome assembly
GAGGAUUCAACAUGCUAUUAUGGGGUGCUUCUGCCGUUUCGUUGGCUAGUUAUUUCAUAGAGCUGAAAGAGUAUGGCGAUGAAGCUAGAGAGGAUAGUGUGAGUUUGAAAACUGUCGAUGUUCUUCGUGUCUUGGAGCUUUUGUACCUCUCAAUCACCCUUGCUACAGUAGUGUCCAUAACAGGAAUAUUUUCUUUUUAUCAGGAGGCAAAAAGUGUGAACAUUAUGAGCACAUUUGCUCAUAUGAUACCAACGAAAGCUCAUGUUCUCCGGGAUGGCAGAAUCAUAGAUGUUAAUGUCGAAGAUGUAGUUCUAGGAGACAUAGUAGAAAUAAGUGGAGGAGAUAAAGUUCCCGCUGACCUUCGAAUCAUUAGCGCAAGAGGCCUCAAGGUGGACAAUUCAUCGUUGACGGGAGAAUCAGAGCCACAAAUUCGAUCAGCUGACUUCACGCAUAAAAAUCCUCUUGAGUCGAAAAAUGUAGCUAUGUUUUCUACAAGCGUACUUGAAGGAUCAGCUAGAGGAGUUGUCAUACUGACAUCCGAUAAUACGGUUGUUGGGAGAAUCGCAGCUCUUACUGCUCAAGUAUCAUCGGGAUCAACUCCCAUCGCAAGAGAAAUCAAUUAUUUCAUUAAUAUUGUCACAUUUGUGGCUGUUGGCAUUGGUGUCACGUUCUUUGUCCUGGCAUUUGUUUACGGCUAUACACUGAUCCAGGCCUUACUCUACUUCAUGGGAAUUAUAGUUGCAGAAGCUCCCGAAGCAAUUGUUGCUACCGUGACGGUGUGCUUGACCCUAACAGCAGUAAAAAUGCGGAAAAGAAACUGCUUGGUGAAGAACUUGGAGGCUGUUGAGACACUCGGAUCAACGUCAACGAUCUGUUCAGACAAAACUGGCACGCUAACUCAAAAUCGAAUGACCAUUACCCAUUUAUGGUGUGAUGGAAUGAUAGACGAGGCUGAGCAAUGUUUGCCAAAUGGGAAAAUGAGGGGUCGAGUGAGGCACAGAAUGGAAGGAACAUAUAAGUUUCUUCUUAGGUGUGCUGCGCUUUGUAGUCGAAGCACAUUC